AUGGCUCCCAUCGGACAGAUUUACGGCUACGUCGGCCACCCCAAGGUCAACCGAGUUCUCGGUGCUGCCGCCUACAACGGCCUCGAGGUCGAGGUUGUCGAGACCCAUGCCAUGAAGGGCGACACCAAGAAGCCCGAGUACAAGGCCCUCUUCCCUUACGGCAAGAUCCCCGGCUUCAAGGGCACCGACGGCUUCUCCCUCAUCGAGGGCAAGGCCAUUGCUCGUUACGUUGCCGGCCUUUCGGACAACACCAAGCUCCUCGGCACUGACGCCAAGUCUGCUGCCCUUGUCGACCAGUGGAUCUCCUUUGCUGACGACGAGAUCCUCAACAACGGUAUCCAGCUUAUGCUCCUCUGCAACGGCAUGAUCCCUUACAACAAGGCCGCUGAGCAGCGUCUCUGGGAGAACCUUGACCGUGCCUUCGCUUUCCUCGAGUCCGAGCUCAAAAACAAGACCUUCCUUGUUGGCCACCGCGUCACCCUUGCCGACUUGACCGUCGCUUCUGACCUUUCCUUCGCCUUUGGCCGUGUUGGUGGUGUCAACUUCCGCUCCAAGUACCCCAACAGCGUGCGAUACUUCAAGACCGUCACCAACCAGCCCAAGGUUCUCAAGAUCUUCAGCAAUUUUGCCUUUGCCGAGGAUAACAUCAAGUUCACUCCCCCCAAGAAGGAGGAAAAGCCCAAGGCUGCCGCCGCUCCCAAGACUGAGAAGCCCAAGGCUGCCCCCGCCCCCAAGGAUGACGACGAGGACGACUUGCCCAAGCCCGCUCCUAAGCCCAAGAACCCUUUGGACGACUUGCCCAAGUCUUCCUUCAAUCUUGACGAGUGGAAGCGAACCUACUCCAACGAGGACACUCGCGAGAAGGCCCUCCCCUGGUUCUUCGAGCACUUCGACCACGAGGGUUACUCCAUCGUCAAGCUCGACUACAAGUACAACGACGAGCUCCAGGCCGUUUUCCAGUCGAACAACCUCAUCGGCGGCUUCUUUGCCCGUCUUGAGGCUAGCCGCAAGUACACCAUGGGUACCUUGGGUGUCUUUGGUGAGAACAACAACAACUUGAUUUCGGGUGUUAUGAUUUGCCGUGGUAAGGACCCCAAGUCGGUAUUAGAGGUCGCUCCGGAUGUUGACUCGUACAGCAUCACUCCUUUGGAUGUUAGCAAGCCUGAGGACAAGAAGUUCUUCGAGGACAUGAUGGCUUGGGAGGCUACCAUUGAUGGUAAGGCUUUCGCUGACGGUAAGAUCAUGAAGUAA
Molecule: messenger RNA, 1251 nt
Organism: Ustilago hordei
Lineage: Eukaryota; Fungi; Basidiomycota; Ustilaginomycetes; Ustilaginales; Ustilaginaceae
Exons: 3
Coding region: 1-1251 (416 amino acids)
Biological process (GO): translational elongation
Cellular component (GO): nucleus; cytoplasm
Molecular function (GO): translation elongation factor activity
Source: RefSeq, a predicted model, not a curated record